This is a messenger RNA of Hevea brasiliensis (rubber tree), 988 nucleotides long. RefSeq lists its product as uncharacterized. Lineage: Eukaryota; Viridiplantae; Streptophyta; Magnoliopsida; Malpighiales; Euphorbiaceae. The record is from RefSeq and is a predicted model, not a curated record.
GCGGCCCCUUCUCCCUCUCUCGUGGCACUUUGCUGUUUCGCAUCCUUGCGGGAACCGUCUUCUCCAAACGUAGCCUAAUUGAGCAAAAGCGAAUAAGAUGUGCACUCACGUUUCGCAGCUUGACCGAGAACAACUCAUCGAGAAACUCAAGAUCUUCAAGAUCCAGGGAAGAGACAAGCAUGGCCGCAAGAUCCUUUGCAUUAUAGCCAAAUUCUUUCCAGCUCGGUUUCCGGGUGUGGAUGUGCUUAGGAGUUACUUGGAGGAGAAGAUCUAUCCUUGCAUAGGGAAUAAGCCGUUUUCUGUGUUGUAUGUUCAUACCGGAGUUCAAAGAAGUGAGAAUUUUCCUGGAAUCUCAGCCUUACGAUCUGUCUACGACACGAUACCUAUCAACGUCAAGGAUAAUAUCCAGGCCGUUGACUUUGUCCAUCCAGGCUUACAGGCCAGGCUCUUCCUGGCCACCUUUGGCCGCCUUCUCUUCAGCGGCCGGUGAGGCGCAUUUUAAUAUUUUUCUGUAUUAAGCCUUUUGUUUACUUAUUACCAAUGAGGGCGGCAGUGGGAUUGGAUUGACUCUCUGUGGGACCCUGUAAAGAGGAAUGAGGUUGAAAUUCCUGAAUUUGUUCAUGAUCACGAUGAGGAUUUGGAGUGCCGUCCGAUGAUGGAUUAUGGAUUGGAAAGUUAUCAUUCUAUGUACGGUCCACCCACGAUGGAUUCUCCUGUGGCUGUGUACUCUAUGAGGUGUAUAUCGUAACGUAAAUUAAAUCGGAAAAAACAAUGAUUGAAUUUUUGUUGUUGGGCCGUAGCCCGUAGGCUUAUAGUGAGAGAAAGAAUGGCGAGGUGCCUCUUAAUUUAAUGUAUAUUAGAGCUUAGACCAGGAUGAGAGAGAGAAACAGAGAUAUUGACGUAAUUUUCUUAGUUUUAUAUUGGGUUAGUUAUAAGAUAAAUUGUUAUUUUUUGUUAGAUUUCAAGUUGAAUACCAAGGCUUCCAAGG